AGGAAGGACGGCGAAAGGUUUCUUUUCAGUGCUUGUGGCUUUGGUCCGUUUCUUCCUAAACAGCGCUAACCAUGUCGGAAAGAAAGGUUUUGAAUAAAUACUAUCCCCCAGAUUUUGACCCAUCCAAAAUCCCCAAACUCAAACUCCCCAAAGACCGUCAGUAUGUGGUUAGACUGAUGGCUCCGUUCAACAUGAGAUGUAAGACAUGCGGCGAGUACAUUUACAAAGGGAAGAAGUUCAAUGCACGGAAAGAAACAGUACAGAACGAACAGUACAUGGGCCUGCCCAUCUUUCGCUUCUAUAUUAAAUGCACCAGAUGUCUGGCCGAGAUUACUUUUAAGACAGACCCAGAGAACACAGACUAUGCUAUGGAGCAUGGGGCAACACGAAACUUUCAGGCUGAGAAACUGAUUGAGGAAGAGGAGAAGAAAAUUCAAAGGGAACGAGAGGAAGAAGAGCUAAAUAACCCGAUGAAGGUCCUGGAGAAUCGCACACGGGACUCAAAGAUGGAGAUGGAAGUCCUGGAGAACCUGCAAGAGCUGAAGGAGCUCAACCAGCGCCAGGCGCAGGUGGACUUUGAGUCCAUGUUGGAGCAGUACAAGGAGCUGGAGAAGAGACAGAGGGAGAAGGAGAAGGAGGAGGAUGAGAGGGAGACCAAAGAUAUGCUGGAAAGGGCUUUGGUGAAGAGGCUCAUGGAUUCUGACUCUGACUCGGAUCAGGACCAAGAGAGAGGAAAGGAACAGCAGAAGAAGCACUCUGCUGAGAGACCUACAGAUAUCCUGACCACAGACAGAGGCCCAGACACAAAGGGUCCCUCGCCUGCUGGGGUGAAGCGUCAGAAAGUGGAGAGCUGGGAAAAGAGCGUGGGGGCACUGGGAGGCAGAGGACCACUGGGGUCACUGGUGGUGAGGAGAAAACCCACAGCCACGGUCUCAGUACAGCAGCCUGCAUCUGGGACCCACACAGCUACAGAUUCAUCUGUUGAACCUGCACAGACCUGCGUGAUGGCUACAGCCAGCAGCAGCCUAGCAGCGCCUGUUCAAAACAGUUCCUCUCUCAGCCUGCUGGGGGCGUACUCGGACAGCGACGACAGCAGCAGCGAUUAAGCGCCUUGUCCUAUGCAGAGCUUUCGAAAUAAUGCAAAAGGACAGUCGCAAGAGGAAACCCAAGGACAAUUUUUUCUUUUAAAAUGGACUAGCAGCUAUAUCCGCUGGACAUUUAUGGCAAACACAGCAGUAUUUCUGAAGAUAUUCUGACUCUGCUUGAAUGAUUGGAUAGUUAGACGCUUUUUGGUCCGUUAUUGAACUAACAAUUCCUCAGGUUUGCAGGUUUUGAAUGGUAAUGAUAUAAGAAUUGUAAAAAGCCACCUAUAACCAAAUUUUCAUUUCCUUUCAGAUUUUCCCAUUCAGAUAUGACUGCAUUCUCUUGACACACAUCCAAUAUUAGAAGAGUGUACUUCUGUUUAUGCGACA
Electrophorus electricus (electric eel) is the source of this 1472-nucleotide messenger RNA. RefSeq names its product YJU2 splicing factor homolog (gene yju2). NCBI's taxonomy places the organism in Eukaryota, Metazoa, Chordata, Actinopteri, Gymnotiformes, Gymnotidae. Gene Ontology annotation, biological process: mRNA splicing, via spliceosome. The record is from RefSeq and is a predicted model, not a curated record. Gene Ontology annotation, cellular component: U2-type catalytic step 1 spliceosome.